AUGGAACCCUGAACUCAGAGCAGUGCCUGAGAAUAUCCAAGGAGAGAGAUCUGAUGUACAGCACAGGCAGAGACAUUCCAGGCAGGCAAAGUUUGGGUUUUGACGCUGUUGCUCUGUCUCAUUUUGGGGUGUUUUGCAGGCGUUACGUGAGAAAACAAAUGAUCCUAGACAACACAUUGUUCAAAUGCGUGUGUUACCAUCGCGGAGAGUACCAGAUAAUCACCAGUGGAACAGACAGAAAGGUGAGCAAAGCUGCAGGAACUCUGCAGUGCACAACACACGGUCUGGCGCUGGUUCUGGGGUGAAACUCCUGUCCCUGCACAGCAGGUUGUGUCCCAGGGCGGUGCUGAAACCCGUGUGCUGCUCACGGCCAGCUGAGCGCCCCGCUCUGCUCUGCUCUCUAGAUCGUGUACUGGGAAGUGCUCGAUGGCUCCGCAAUCAGAGAAGUGCAAGGCUCUCUGUCGAGCUCCAUCAACGGGAUGGACAUCACAUCGGACGGGGCGUCCUUUGUCACAGGAACACCGAAGCGUUCCCCUGCCUGGGAGCGGGGAACAAAAAGCAGCAGAACUCGGUGUAUCACAGUAUCACAGUAUGUUUGGGAUGGGAAGGGACCUCAGAAGAUCAUCCAGUCCAAUCCCCCAUGGAGCAGGAACGCCCAGGUGGUGACGACCAUCUGGUGAAGCUGUGGGACUAUAAGGAGGGCACGGUGACUCACGUGGGAGUGGGCCACAGCGGCAACAUCACCCGCCUCAAGAUCUGCCCCGCGAACAAGUACAUGGUGAGCGUGAACGCGGACGGUGCCGUCCUCAUCUGGAAACAGCCCAGCUCGGGCUGACAGCCGGUGCCGGAGCUGCUGGGCUGCUGCUUCCCUGGCCGGCCCUGG
Molecule: messenger RNA, 883 nt
Organism: Columba livia (rock pigeon)
Lineage: Eukaryota; Metazoa; Chordata; Aves; Columbiformes; Columbidae
Exons: 3
Coding region: 185-835 (216 amino acids)
Molecular function (GO): protein binding
Source: RefSeq, a predicted model, not a curated record